Molecule: messenger RNA, 1632 nt
Organism: Penicillium riverlandense
Lineage: Eukaryota; Fungi; Ascomycota; Eurotiomycetes; Eurotiales; Aspergillaceae
Product: MFS transporter
Exons: 3
Coding region: 1-1632 (543 amino acids)
Biological process (GO): transmembrane transport
Molecular function (GO): transmembrane transporter activity
Source: RefSeq, a predicted model, not a curated record
AUGACCACCUCAGUCUCAUCUGAACGUUCCGCAACCUUCUCUCACUCAAUUGGCGUUGCAGGGGCCUAUGACAAUAUGGAGGCUUCUGCCGCUGUGAGUAAAACCCUGGAAUCUGGCCCAGCGGACUACCAUGGUAUCGACACUCGAAACGUCCAGCCUGGUGCGGAUGAGGUUUACGAUAAAAAAAUUGCCAUUCUUAACGAAGCUCUCAUUGAUUUGGGCAUGGGGCCUUAUCAGUGGAAGGUGUUCUUAACGACGGGGUUUGGCUGGUUUGUUGAUAAUCUGUGGAUGCAAGCCAUCACUAUCAUCAGCCCUGCUGUUCAAAAAGAAUUCUUGGUGAACCAAAUCGCAUUUCUCACGGUAGCAAAGUAUGCGGGUCUUGUCAUCGGGUCCAGUGUUUGGCCCAUGACUGCAGAUUUCAUCGGGAGGCGUCUUGCAUUCAACGUCACCCUCAUGAUUUCAGCGGUCGCAGGCUUAGUUGGAGCUGGAAGCCCCAGUUUCACUGCUAUUGCGAUCUUUUGCGCCUUUAUCGGGCUCGGAACGGGAGGCAAUCAGCCCGUGGACAGUGCGAUAUUCCUUGAGUUCACGCCCGCGACGCAUCAGUAUCUGCUCACCAUGCAGUCGGGCUUCUGGUCCCUUGGUCAAGCAGUAGCGGCGCUUGUGGCGUGGCCUUUAAUUGCGUCCUAUACGUGUCCCUCAUCAGAGCAGUGCACAUUUCAAAACAACCUCGGUUGGCGCUACGCGUACUGGACCUUCGGUGGAUUGACUGCUGUAAUGUUUUUGGCUCGGUUUCUUUUUCAGAUUUAUGAAACGCCCAAGUACCUCUUGGGCAAAGGAAAAGACCGGCAGGCGGCGGAAGUGGUUGCAAAGGUUGCUAGACGGAAUGGCAGUACUACAUGGUUAACGGCCAGCCACUUCGAGGCCGUUGAUGCUGAGUUGCAAACUAAUGGCUCUUCCAUGCCUAACGAGGAGACCACGCCACGAAGUAUUCUUCGACGCGGUCUUUCUAAGUGGGCACCACAUAGAUUGCUCGCACUCUUUUCUACCCCUCGAAUGGCCCUCUCGACGUCCCUGAUGCUCUUUCUUUGGUGUUCCAUCGGUAUGGCAUACCCCCUCUACAACUCAUUCAUUCCUAUCUACCUGGAAGCCAAAGGCGUCAAUUCCGGGAGCGGUUCUCUGAAUGUGACGUAUCGCAACUACGCCAUCCAAGCCGUUUGUGGUAUACCUGCAUCUAUCAUCGGUGGCUUCACCGUCGAGAUGAAGCGGAUUGGACGCAAGGGCACUGGAGCCAUCGCGUGCUUGUGUACGGGUGUUUUCCUUUUCUUGUUUACUCGCGCGGAAACCCCUGCCAGUGUUCUGGGAUUCACUUGCGUCAUUGCAUUUUUCCAGAACCUCGUAUAUGGAUUGCUUUACUCUUACACGCCCGAGCUUUUCCCGGCGCCUAUCCGCGGCACGGGAAAUGGACUUGUGGCGCUGGCCAAUCGCUUUGCGGGUCUGCUGGCUCCCAUCAUUGUGGUCUAUGUCGGCGUGGACACGAGCAUGCCGGUGUGGAUUUCUGCUGCGCUUUUUAUUGUGGCCGGGUUUGUCUUUUUGGCCUUGCCGUACGAGAUGAGAGGUCGUGCUGCUGCGUAG